Molecule: messenger RNA, 1350 nt
Organism: Trichoplusia ni (cabbage looper)
Lineage: Eukaryota; Metazoa; Arthropoda; Insecta; Lepidoptera; Noctuidae
Product: Down syndrome cell adhesion molecule homolog
Exons: 8
Coding region: 1-1350 (449 amino acids)
Biological process (GO): nervous system development; cell-cell adhesion; axon guidance
Cellular component (GO): plasma membrane; axon
Molecular function (GO): protein binding
Source: RefSeq, a predicted model, not a curated record
AUGUUAUCGAUUCAUGCGCCAGCAAAAAUAACAUCGUUCGGGCGCAGCGUGUGGGCACGCGCGGGCGGGCGCGCGCGGCUGUGGUGCGGCGCGGCGGGCGCGCCCCCUCCCGCGCGCGCCUGGGCCCGCCGCAGGCCCGCGCCGCCGCUGCCGCUCGACCACAACUACCUGCUUGACGGCCCUUAUCUUAUUAUACUUGUGGUAGACCGCAGCUCUGCAGACAACUACACGUGCACAGUCCGCAACCCCUGGGGGGAGGAGCGCGCGAGCUGGGAACUGCGCGUUUUAGCAGCUCCAACCAAACCGCAGCUGCGGCUGUCGUCUGCCGCCCCUGCGAGACUGCACUUGGUGUGGGAGAAGCCGAAUACUGGCGGAUCUAGCCUACAUGGCUACCUGAUCGAGUACACCCGCUCCGAUGACGUGAAGUGGCAAGGCUCCCGGCUACCUGCAGACACGCGAACACACACACUAGAGCGCCUUUCAUGUGGUUCUCUGUAUAGAGUGCGACUUACUGCUUUCAAUGCUGUAGGCUCCUCUCCGCCCAGCGAUGAGCUCGUCGUGUCUACUAAAGGAGGGCCAUCAAAAGCAUCACCAGAAAAGGAUUUGAUAACCACAAACAGUACAUGUGUACGACUAAAUCUAUUAACUUGGGACAGCAAUGGUUGUCCUCUGACCCAGUUCACGGUAUCAGUGAGAAGUUUCGAGGAAUCAUCUUGGACCACCCAGACCGUGUCCCCGGCGGCCCAGCCAACCGUGCUAUGUGGGUUAACUGUAGCUACUUGGUACCACUUGAAAGUAAUCGCUACUAGCGCGGCUGGGACUACUUUGGGGAAUUAUUAUUUUUCGACUUUAACAGAAAGUGGUGAUCGAAUACCAGCCCCAGCGCACUUCCCUCCCGGCAGUGAGGACGGGGAGGAGCGCGCGACGGCAGUGCUUGCGGCGGCUGCGUGCGGGCUGCUGGCGGCGCUGCUGCUGCUAGCUGCAUUUGCUUACAAACGAAGUCCAUCAACUACCUGCUUCCGAAAAGGUUAUGAACAAAGUGGAAUAUCUGAGGAGGAAGACAAGUCAGUAGAGAAGAGAGACAAUCGUCGCAACUGCCAACAGGUGUACACCUCGUCACCUAUCAAACAUCCUAUUAGCAAGAAAGAGCAACAAGAAAUGUACGAGAUAAGUCCAUACGCGACGUUCAGCAUGUCGGGUGGGUCCACGGGGCCGGGCGCGGGCGGCGCGGAGGGCGGCACGCUGCGCACGUUCGGGCGCGCCGAGCCCGCGCCGCUGCAGGCCGCGCCGCCACACCAUCAUCUGCAUCAUGAGAAUGCAGGUACGGGGGACAUGGGAUGCUGUUACUAA